ACUCGCAAAAUGGCACGUACCAAGCAGACUGCACGUAAGUCUACCGGAGGCAAGGCCCCCCGCAAGCAGUUGGCCACCAAGGCAGCACGUAAGUCUGCCCCUGCUACCGGAGGUGUCAAGAAGCCCCAUCGUUACAGGCCCGGAACUGUUGCCCUUCGUGAGAUCCGUCGUUACCAGAAGAGCACUGAGCUCCUGAUCCGCAAGCUGCCCUUCCAGCGCCUGGUCCGUGAGAUUGCCCAGGACUUCAAGACUGACCUCCGCUUCCAGUCCUCUGCUGUCAUGGCUCUGCAGGAAGCCUCCGAGGCUUACCUGGUCGGCCUCUUCGAGGACACCAACCUGUGCGCUAUCCAUGCUAAAAGAGUUACCAUCAUGCCUAAGGACAUCCAGCUUGCUCGCCGUAUCCGCGGAGAGCGCGCCUAAGGUUUUGAUUGCA
Molecule: messenger RNA, 433 nt
Organism: Penaeus indicus
Lineage: Eukaryota; Metazoa; Arthropoda; Malacostraca; Decapoda; Penaeidae
Product: histone H3
Exons: 1
Coding region: 10-420 (136 amino acids)
Cellular component (GO): nucleosome
Molecular function (GO): protein heterodimerization activity; DNA binding; structural constituent of chromatin
Source: RefSeq, a predicted model, not a curated record